AUGUUGGACCAAAUGGCGAACGAAAUCAAGCUCAUCUCGGGGAGCUCUCACCCGAACCUCAGCAUCCAGGUCGCAAGUCGACUAGGCAUCGAGGUUGCCAACACGAUGAGCCUCAACUAUUCAAAUCAAGAGACUAGUGUUUCUAUUGGUGAAUCGGUGCGAGAUGAAGACGUCUUCAUCCUUCAAUCCACUGCCCCGGGAGACGUUAAUGACGGGCUUAUGGAGCUUCUCAUCAUGAUUCAUGCCUGCCGUACAGCGUCUGCUCGUCGCAUCACCGCUGUCAUUCCCAACUUUCCUUAUGCUAGGCAGGAUAAAAAGGACAAGUCUCGUGCGCCAAUAAGUGCCAAACUUAUCGCCAAUAUGCUGCAAGUUUCUGGCUGCAACCAUGUCAUCACCAUGGAUUUGCAUGCUUCCCAGAUUCAGGGUUUCUUCAACGUGCCCGUGGACAACUUGUAUGCGGAACCUUCGGUCCUGCGUUGGAUACGCGAAAAUCUAGAGUCGGAAAAUUGCGUCAUUGUCUCUCCUGAUGCCGGUGGUGCCAAGAGAGCCACUGCCAUUGCCGACCGGUUGAAUGUGGGAUUUGCUCUCAUCCACAAGGAGCGCCCCCGGCCCAAUGUUGUUGGUCGUAUGGUUCUUGUAGGAGAUGUUCAAGAUAAAGUUGCCAUCUUGGUUGAUGACAUGGCCGACACUUGCGGAACACUAGUUAAAGCGGCCGAAACCGUCAACCAGCAUGGCGCCAAAGAGGUUUAUGCCAUAGUCACUCACGGAAUCCUAAGCGGCAAAGCUAUUGAGAAUAUCAACGCUUCUUGCCUCGCUGGCUUAGUGGUAACCAAUACUGUUCCGCUUGGGGACAAGACUGAGAGAUGUCCGAAACUCAAGGUAAUUGACGUAUCCGCGACGUUGGCAGAGGCAAUUCGUCGUACACAUAAUGGCGAAUCUGUCUCCUACCUCUUUACCAACGCCCCUGUUUGA
This is a messenger RNA of Ustilaginoidea virens, 972 nucleotides long. RefSeq lists its product as uncharacterized. Gene Ontology annotation, biological process: 5-phosphoribose 1-diphosphate biosynthetic process; ribonucleoside monophosphate biosynthetic process; purine nucleotide biosynthetic process. Lineage: Eukaryota; Fungi; Ascomycota; Sordariomycetes; Hypocreales; Clavicipitaceae. The coding region runs from base 1 to 972 and encodes 323 amino acids. Gene Ontology annotation, molecular function: magnesium ion binding; ribose phosphate diphosphokinase activity. The transcript is spliced from 6 exons. Gene Ontology annotation, cellular component: cytoplasm; ribose phosphate diphosphokinase complex. The record is from RefSeq and is a predicted model, not a curated record.